Saccostrea cuccullata (small rock oyster) is the source of this 1913-nucleotide messenger RNA. RefSeq lists its product as uncharacterized. The record is from RefSeq and is a predicted model, not a curated record. Bases 54 to 1742 code for a protein of 562 amino acids. The transcript has 9 exons. Lineage: Eukaryota; Metazoa; Mollusca; Bivalvia; Ostreida; Ostreidae.
AAGCAAUUCAGUCAUUGUAGUGUGCUUGCUGGGGAGAUAAUAAAUCGAUCAAAAUGUAUGUUCGGCUAUUAGUGGUAACCUUUCUAUAUUUCUGUGGAUUUUGUGAAACUCAAGAUGUUGCAGCUUCGUUUAACAAUAACCUUUUGACCUGGGAGGAAGCAACCUCUAACUGUACCCUCCUUGGACCAAGUGUACAAGGGAUUUUACAAAAUGCCAAAAUUUCGUCAGAGGAGAACAACAAUAAGGCCUGGAUUGGCGCCUACAGGGGACAUACUCAGUGGCUAAAUGUCAGAGGUUGUUAUACGGUAUAUACAGCACAACUGCCCUUUGCCAGUAGAAUUCCACUGCACAGCAGUGAUCCGGUGGGUAGGUGUGUGGAAAGCUGUCCCGCCUCUACUAUCUACGGCUUAUCGGAAAAUUUUUGUUUAUGCAUCUCCUCCUUGCCGCCGCUUGUGACCAAAUGCACAGCUCGCCUUUGUAAUGGAUCAACAACUGAUUUCUGUGGUGGAACUUUAACUUUUGGAAAUUUAGCAACCACAGAUAUCAUGUUCUACACAACAAACACCCAAAUGCAAUCAUAUGUACCAGGGGAAUUGCAAUGCGUUCAGGGUCAACAGAGCCGUGCGGGUGAAGAUGACGAAUUGACGACGUCAUAUACCUCCGUCACCACGCGCUGUGAUCAGUUAGUGGCCAGUUAUGUGUGUCACACUGGAACAGUUGAUGUAUUUUACACAUCCAAUCUACGGAUGAACUGGUCAGAGGCAGUGCUGGAGUGCAGCAGACUCAACUACAGAAUCGCUGAUACUUACUUCUUCCCUGGGGUACUAAAUCCAUCGCGUCUAAUUCUCUUCUGGGUUGGAAUUUUUCGCAGAGAAUUCACAAAAAUCGACACCGUUAUUCCCAAUAAUCCACAAAUAUCUACCUUGUGUACGGCUGUGACUGUUAAUUCAGAUGGGACUAUGAACAUAUUCAACGAAAACUGUGGCCAGCGCUUGCCAUCCUGGUGCGAAGUCCAACAGACAAGCACACAGCCAACAAGCACAACUAGUGUAAAGGGAAUUCGAAUAAUUACGAGACCCCUUCCACCUGAAGGUGAAAACCACAUUGUUACUAUUUUUGUACCUCUGGGGAUGUUUGCUCUUGUUGUUCUAGUUAUUGCAGUCACAGUCUUUAUGCUGAGGAAACAAAUAUCUAAAAGAGCCCGAAAAGCCUGGAUUGAAACUAAGAAUUACAAAAAGCAGAAAGACUGCCUAACGGAAUAUACGGACAAAAAUCAAAAUGCUGGAUCAAAUUACGACCACAUGACAAGAGGUACUCCGGAAGUGCAGGAUUCUGUGCAUAAAUAUGACUAUGCCAAAUUCAAACAAACCAACUCAGACAAGUCGCAGUACACCUCUAUACAUAUAGGAAAAACUACUGAAAGGACCGAUUCCACAUACGAUCACGUGGCUAGACAGAAACCAAACCCAAACAGUAGUAUCUACGACAGAUCGCAUAUCAACCAAUCUAACGUCACAGGUGCAGCAGACGACAAAGAUGCAGCAUAUGAUCAUUUGACCAGACAGGAUCAGAAACCAAAUCUGACCAGUAGUGUUUAUGACAGAUCAGAUUACAAGCAGAACAUUAUUCAUUCUGAUGACGUCACGGGAGAUGCAGAAGACACAGCAUACGACCACAUAGAUAGACGCUCGAGGAAAACAAAGGGGACACACGAUACGUACGACCACAUGGAAAAAAUAUGAAUAAUUGGAAAAUAUAAACAAUUUAUUUGGGCAGCUGCUUAUUCUAGCAAUUAUGAACAAUUGAUUUCAUCAUAUCAUACUCCAAGUUCCACUCUUGCUGCAAAAAUGUAUUCAUGAAGUUACCAAAAUUCAUCACCAUAUUUUUUUCAAUCCUGUAUCUACACAUCAUCA